UCUAUGGAGCAUCAGCCGCUGUGUCCAUCUCUCACUGUCAUCAUGAUCUCUCAGCGUGGUGGAUGUAUGUUGCUGCUAGUGUUAGUUGUAGCUGCUGUAGCCGCUCCUCUACACGCUGUACCCAAGCGUGUAGCUAACAGGAUGAUCCCCAGCUGGUGGUCCAUGGUCAAGAACGUGUGUUGGUCAGAAUCUGACUGUGAGCCAGGGGAAUGCUGUGCUAGGCCUAUGCUCUCCUCCAAGGCCUACUGCAUGCCCCUCCGGACCCGAGGCCAGGUCUGUGACUCCUCGCCCCUCAUGCUGGACUUCUCCAAACAGGUGUACUUCAGCGACUGUCCGUGCCAGUACGACCUGAUGUGCGCCUCUCUCAGCAACAAGUCCAAGUCUCAAUGUGUCGACCUUCGAACCCUUGAGAUAGACUACCGACGCUUAGCCACCAUGAACAUUCCUCUCCCGAGUGAGAAUCAUUGAUUCUCCUCUUCCUCUUCUUACUCCUCCUCCUUCCCCACUUCCUUCAUCUUCUCUUAUUCCACUCGAGGCAGACCUUUGACGACCAGCCACUCUCAAGGAUCAACUUCAAGACCUCUUUUGGAGGUUGUGAACGCUUCCAGGACAUCUGGAGUAAUUUUGGCCACCUCAGGGACCACUUCUGGGUGCUUCAGGGACCUAGACCUGCUGAAGGCUACUCCAAGGCCUAAUUCUGACUAGACGAAGGUCUAGAAACCACUUCCAGGACCAUUUCUGACCACCCGUAACGACCACUACCCACUACGAGACUGCUCUUACCACACAAACCAUAUAUGGGUUCAAGACCAUUUAUAUAUUCUAGAUGAUCUAUCAUGUAAGUUGGAGAACCUCGCAGUAUAUACAAGACUACGUAUCGUCAUCUUAGCAACACUAAAAUUCUAGCACAAGAGAAUGAAGAAGACUUUCUGGGCAAGUUCGGCAUUCUGAAAUUUAAAUUUAGUUUUUCAGUGAGAGCUGUCUUUCUUUAAAUAGCCCCCCCCCCCCCGCCAACCUCAAAUUUUUCUUCCUUUCACAUUUCUGUCUUAUUUCUCAAUUUUUCAUUUUCCCAAUUCUCUCUCCUCAUGGGAUGUUUUUUUAACGUUUUAUUUCCGUUUUAUCAUGAAGUUUAGGCCUGCCAGGUACUGCAGAGACCAACCGAGAAGCAAGACCCGAGAGCGACUUGUGUUGGACCCACAGUCGCCAGGUACAGUAGCAUCUCAACAACAAAUACAUAAAACCCUCUGUCAUCUUGAGGUUGUGAACCUCUGUCUAACAGCGUCUUCACCUCCACCUUACAACACUCUAAUGUCCGCCAACAGGGUGCCAGUGACGGGGCAAAACUACAGUAUUGACCGAGGACAGAAAGUGAAGUUAGCCACUCUGAAACUCCCCCUCCAUACCACUAAAGUUGAUUUUCAGUUACAGUAGGUUACACAAGUUCAGCCUGGGUUAAAACUGGUGGAAACUAGGCUCAGAUUCCUGCAAGACUUCAAGAAACAUCAUCCACAGUAGUACUAGGAACAAUAUUUUAUUUGUCGCACCAGCAGAAGGUGGUCGUUGUCUAGGAGUGUAACGUUGAUCAUUGGUGCACCUGUAUAGGGUGUGGUGGGUCCAGGUAGCGUUCACUACCUGCCGCGUUUCUACGCUUGUUAGUGCAAAACAAAGACUGAGACAUA
Cherax quadricarinatus is the source of this 1679-nucleotide messenger RNA. RefSeq lists its product as uncharacterized. The record is from RefSeq and is a predicted model, not a curated record. Gene Ontology annotation, molecular function: enzyme activator activity. Gene Ontology annotation, cellular component: extracellular region. Lineage: Eukaryota; Metazoa; Arthropoda; Malacostraca; Decapoda; Parastacidae. Gene Ontology annotation, biological process: lipid catabolic process; digestion.